AUGGACAUUGCCGGUUUCACCGUUGUCUCUCCUGUUGGGAUUCUCUGCAUCCUGGACACCCCUCUGCUCUGCUCCAGGAGGAGCACUACCUGUCAGGCCACAGCCCUGAUUGACCCUUAUGGCUUUGAGAGACGUCAUGAUUUUGAAUCCUACAAGGAGAUGAUGAAUGAGUAUGUAGCUGUCCUCAACAGAAGGUCGAUGAGAUGGUCCAAGCUCCUUCAAGAGAAACCACAUGUGGAGAAGAACUUGACAGUGAAAAGGUAUGUGCGUAAAGGUGUGCCUAACGAGCACCGUGCCAGGAUUUGGAUGGCAGCCAGUGGCGGACAGGAACGACUGGAGAGCAACCCGGGUUAUUACCAGUCUCUGCUGGCCAUGGAGCAUGACACCAAGCUGAUGGAAACCAUCCAUACAGACAUGCAUAGGACCUUUCCUGACAACGUCCUCUUCCAGAGCAAAGCAGAACCGAGCCUGCAGAGGGCUCUGUACAAUGUGCUGCUUGCCUACGGACAACAUAAUAAGGAAGUUGGGUACUGUCAGGGCAUGAACUUUAUUGCAGGCUACCUCAUGAUCAUCACCAAAGAUGAAGAGAACUCCUUCUGGCUCAUGGAUGCAUUGUUGGGCAGAAUGCUCCCAGACUUCUACAGUCCAGCCAUGAUGGGCCUGAAGACUGACCAGGAGGUUCUUGGGGAGCUGGUGAAGGCUAAAGCUCCUGCAGUAGGACAGCUCAUGGCCCAGUAUCCUGGCAUAUGGACACUGGUGGUGUCACGCUGGUUCAUCUGCCUCUACAUUGACAUACUCCCAAUUGAGACAGUUCUGCGGGUCUGGGAUUGUCUUUUCUACGAGGGCUCCAAAGUUCUUUUCCGUGUCGCUCUGACUCUCAUCAUUCACCACCAGCCGGAAAUCCUGCGAGCUCGCUCUUUGACUGAUGUGUGCGAGUGCUUUAAACAAAUUUCCUGUGGAGCUUUUACUCUGGACUGCCACACCUUCAUGCAGAAAAUCUUCACAGAACCUGGCAGCCUGUCGAUGGCAACUAUUGAUAAACUCAGAGAGAAAUGCAGACAACGAAUACUGGAGGAAGAAUCUGGACGGCCAUAAAGUUUUGGAUCCACCAUUGAUGCCCGUCUAAAUGGAUUUCUAAAACUAACAGCUUUAAUUCAGUGUUAAAGAAUAACACUUGGUAACUAUUACCGAAUGGACUUCUGGUGGCUUUUUGUUUUGCUUCUGUUUCAAGUUUCUAUAAAGGAUCUAGAUGUUUUAGAACCUUGUCCUUUGCAAAUGGUCCCAUGUUCUGCAGAAUAU
Perca flavescens (yellow perch) is the source of this 1299-nucleotide messenger RNA. RefSeq names its product growth hormone-regulated TBC protein 1-A. Gene Ontology annotation, molecular function: small GTPase binding; GTPase activator activity. Gene Ontology annotation, biological process: regulation of GTPase activity. The transcript has 8 exons. The coding region runs from base 1 to 1095 and encodes 364 amino acids. NCBI's taxonomy places the organism in Eukaryota, Metazoa, Chordata, Actinopteri, Perciformes, Percidae. The record is from RefSeq and is a predicted model, not a curated record.